GAAAUCAAUUGAAAGCGGACUGAGGGGGAGGAAUCAGGUUUAUUUGGGGGUCCCACCCUUCCCCCAUUCCGGGUCUCGACCUUCUAAAUAUGUAGGGGACCUCCAUAAAGCGAGGACAACGACCAGACCCGGAAACUCGCUUACCCUAAAAAAUAAAAGUAUAACAACUGUGUCAUAAGUAUUUGCAUUCUAUAUAUUUUCUAGUAUAGUGUAAUAUUCAGAGCAUACAUAUUGUACUGUAUAAAAUACUGUAGAGCGUUAAUUUUCUAACUGCAGUGGAGUAUUAUACACUUAUUCUCUUAAAUGUAACCGGAAAUACCUACAUUGCUUCGCUUCUCAAAUAUUGGUGUUGUUAUGUGUCAUGGCUUAAGCCCCGAGUUCCGUCCCCCAAGUCCAUAAUGCGGGGUUACAUUCGUGCACUGUUGAUGUGCACGGUGUUUGCCGCGUUAUCGGGAUUGUACGUUUAUAGUACACUAUUUGAAGCGAAUAUGUCGGCCGGGGGAAACGGAGCGAAGAGGGUUUACGGCCCCCCGAGAGUGCUCGGACCCAGGCACGGGGACCCAGAUAAAGCGGGGCCACAAAGCUCACACCGGCACAACAGGUACAUCAUGCGUCAGCGAGGCCGGCUGGAGGUAGACGGCCGGCGCAGACCUCAGCCCUCCAUGCACUUGGCUGUGGUGGCCUGUGGCGAGAGGCUGGAGGAGACGGUCACCAUGUUAAAGUCGGCGGUGCUAUUUAGCAUCAAGGGCCUCCAGCUGCACAUCUUUGCUGAAGACCAGCUGCACACCAGUUUCAUGGAAGCAUUGGAAUCCUGGCCCGCUUUUAUCCGCUCCAGGUUCAACUACACAGUCUACCCCAUCCGCUUCCCCAGUGACAAUGCAGCAGAGUGGAAAAAACUCUUCAAACCUUGUGCCUCCCAGAGACUCUUUCUACCUCUUAUCCUAAAGGACGUUGAAUCUUUAGUCUAUGUGGAUUCCGACAUCCUCUUCCUCCAGCCUGUAGAUCGGCUGUGGGAUUUUCUGUCUCUGUUCGAUUCCGCGCAGCUUGCCGCCAUGGCCCCCGAGCACGAAGAACCCCGCAUUGCUUGGUACAGCCGCUUCGCCCGGCACCCUUUUUAUGGCAGAACAGGCAUCAACUCGGGGGUCAUGCUCAUGAACCUCACAAGGAUGAGGAAUAUGUUCUUUAAGAAUGAUAUGACGUCUGUGGGGCUCAGAUGGGAGGAGCUGCUGAUGCCACUCCUUCAAAAAUAUAAACUGAACAUAACCUGGGGAGACCAGGAUCUUCUAAAUAUCAUUUUCCACUACAACCCUGAGUUGCUGCUGGAGUUUCCGUGCCAGUGGAAUUACCGUCCGGAUCACUGCAUUUACGGCAGCAACUGCGCCUCCGCCGAGGACAACGGCAUCUACAUCCUGCACGGGAACAGAGGCGUGUACCACGACCACAAGCAGCCCGCCUUCAAAUCGGUCUACGAGGCCAUAAGAAAGGUGACUUUGUGUACGAGUUUUGUGCUUUCACAAUUUGUUGUCCUUCAGCUAAACAAUUGGGAUUGGAAGCAUUUAUUUGUCAGAUUACAGCAAAUUAGGGGUGUGAUCAGAAAGCUAAUUUCCCUCCCGCGAGGACUUUUAUGGGCUGUUUCCUAUUACUGUAAUAAUAUUGACGACGGGGCUGGCAUUUACUUAAUGAAGCCAUCAGCGCAAAUCUCAUCCCAUUUCUAUUAACCAUCGCAUACAUCAGGGGAAUGGUGGAUCCCGAGCCAAUCCCCGUGCAAAAAUCACCUCAGUUGUAUGGUAGGCAGUCAUUUGAUUUCACGGUUCUUCUUGAACAUAUCACUACAGUGGGUUGAGCAGCUGCUAGGACAAACUGAAAUGAUACUAAUGAGAGCAUAGAGACAACACUUUGGACAUUGGAACAUACUGCCAUCUUAACAUCAUCUCGCAAAAAGCCUGUGAGCAGUGAUUGCACGAAACGUGUUGAGGUUUCAAAGCGUGUAUGGAGAAUCCAGGUAAUGAUUUAGGAAGCGAGAAGUCGGUCCCAACUAAGAACAGUUUAUAUGAGUGAGUGGUUUGUGCUCGUCUGUAGACUUGAAACAUAUAGAAAAAAAAAUUGGUGUGAAUUUUGAUUAAAAAGUGAUGUCGUGUUAUGUCUAAAUAUGUAUUUUAAAGACCGCUUCUAAUUUAGUUUAACGUAUUUCUCAUUUAUAACAACGUAUACCAUAUCUACACAAGUAGCAGCUUGUUAAAACAAUACAUUUUAAUGCUUUAUAUAAAUGCACUGAAUCAGGGGUGUCCAAACUUUUUUCUGAAACAGAAUUAUCGUUAUUCAACAUUAUGAGGAGAAAUGUUUACUAAUAUUUCAGUUGUAAAUAGUUUAUUUGCAUCUUUGCAUAUCUAGAAAAGGUGUAUAUGAAACCAAUUUCGUAUUAGUAGUAGUUAGGGGUGUCACAAACCACCACUUUUUCGACAUUCACAAUUUUCAUGCAGCCCCCCCCUCCCCGCAACUCUUUAAAAAAAAAAUAUAUAUAUAUAUAUAAAAUAGUGUUGCGGACCAUAUGAAUUGUCAUUUUUAUCAUAUGUCGCGGGCUCCUAAAAAAUGAACGGUGGGCCACAAAUGACCCCCGGGUCACAGUUUGGACACCCCUCCAUUAAAUUAACAUACAGUGGCAUGGCCCAUAACAACCGUUUCACUUUCUCACAUGGGUCCUUCCCAAAAACGAAUUGCUCACCCCUGGAUUAAAUGAAUGAACCACACAGGACCUAAUUAGGGUGUUUUUAUUUCCUUCAUCGUAUCCCAUCCGGACACUGUCGCAAGACGGCAAAAAAGCCGUUACAGAUAGUUCAAACGGCAAUUGAGGU
Phycodurus eques (leafy seadragon) is the source of this 2852-nucleotide messenger RNA. It is a transcript of the gene gxylt1b, whose product is annotated as glucoside xylosyltransferase 1b. The record is from RefSeq and is a predicted model, not a curated record. Gene Ontology annotation, biological process: protein O-linked glycosylation via N-acetylgalactosamine. The coding region runs from base 399 to 1718 and encodes 439 amino acids. Gene Ontology annotation, molecular function: UDP-xylosyltransferase activity. NCBI's taxonomy places the organism in Eukaryota, Metazoa, Chordata, Actinopteri, Syngnathiformes, Syngnathidae. The transcript is spliced from 6 exons.